This is a messenger RNA of Gorilla gorilla gorilla (western lowland gorilla), 12077 nucleotides long. RefSeq names its product tubulin tyrosine ligase like 5 (gene TTLL5). The record is from RefSeq and is a predicted model, not a curated record. Gene Ontology annotation, molecular function: tubulin binding; tubulin-glutamic acid ligase activity. Gene Ontology annotation, cellular component: ciliary basal body. The transcript is spliced from 31 exons. The coding region runs from base 470 to 4270 and encodes 1266 amino acids. Lineage: Eukaryota; Metazoa; Chordata; Mammalia; Primates; Hominidae. Gene Ontology annotation, biological process: protein polyglutamylation; microtubule cytoskeleton organization.
AAGCCUCUCCCCAGGUACGCCGCUCACGCCGUAAGCCCUCCUGUUGGACCUAGCGGAACUCCGGGUUUGGAGUCAACCUCUUAGGGGCGGAGAAAAAAACAGAGGAAAAAAAAAAAAAAAGAAGACUCCUUUCAGCUGAGGGCAGGGCUCUGCGCCCGCGCUGCGCGGCGGUGACGACAUUCGCCCGCGUCCGCAGCUGAGCGUUAUGAGCGCCUGCGCAGUGGCUCCGAGCGGGCGGUUGCUUGUUGGUUGUUGUAGUAACCGGGGAAGCAGCCGUCGGCGGCUGCCCUGAGCCUUGCUGGGGAAGGAGGAGGGAGGUAGGCGCAGAGCGCCGUCCACGCCUGCUCGCCCCGAACCAUGGGAAGAUGAGACAGGAAUCUGUGCCAUCCAAAUUGCUUGAUCCAGUGAAUCUCCUAGGAAAGGUCUCUGAGGCCCCCGUCUGCUGACUGCAUGACAAACCCUAAAGGAAAUGCCAAUCGUGAUGGCCCGGGACCUGGAGGAAACAGCAUCAUCCUCAGAGGAUGAGGAGGUCAUAAGUGAAGAGGAUCAUCCAUGCAUCAUGUGGACUGGAGGCUGCAGGAGAAUUCCAGUUUUGGUAUUCCAUGCCGACGCUAUUCUUACAAAGGACAACAAUAUUAGAGUAAUUGGAGAACGUUAUCAUUUGUCUUAUAAGAUUGUACGAACGGACAGUCGCCUAGUACGCAGCAUUCUGACAGCCCAUGGAUUUCAUGAAGUUCACCCAAGCAGCACUGACUAUAACCUAAUGUGGACAGGAUCCCACCUGAAGCCCUUCUUACUGCGCACCCUCUCUGAAGCACAAAAAGUUAAUCACUUUCCCAGGUCUUAUGAACUUACCCGGAAGGACCGACUGUACAAAAACAUUAUUCGAAUGCAGCAUACACAUGGAUUCAAGGCUUUUCACAUCCUCCCCCAGACCUUCCUCCUGCCAGCUGAGUACGCGGAAUUUUGUAAUUCAUAUUCGAAGGACCGGGGACCUUGGAUAGUAAAACCAGUGGCAUCUUCUAGGGGGCGGGGCGUCUACCUGAUCAACAAUCCAAACCAGAUCUCCCUGGAAGAGAACAUUCUGGUCUCCCGUUACAUUAACAACCCCCUGCUCAUAGAUGAUUUCAAGUUUGACGUGCGCCUCUAUGUGCUCGUGACUUCCUAUGAUCCUCUUGUCAUCUAUCUCUAUGAAGAAGGAUUGGCUAGGUUUGCAACUGUGCGAUAUGAUCAAGGAGCCAAGAACAUUCGGAACCAGUUCAUGCAUCUGACAAACUACAGUGUCAACAAGAAAAGUGGAGAUUACGUCAGUUGUGACGAUCCAGAAGUGGAGGAUUAUGGAAACAAAUGGAGCAUGAGUGCUAUGCUUAGGUACCUGAAACAAGAAGGCAGAGAUACAACUGCAUUGAUGGCCCAUGUAGAAGACCUGAUCAUUAAGACUAUAAUCUCUGCUGAACUAGCUAUUGCUACUGCCUGUAAAACCUUUGUUCCUCAUCGCAGCAGUUGUUUUGAACUCUAUGGCUUUGACGUGCUCAUAGAUUCUACUCUGAAGCCAUGGUUGUUGGAAGUGAAUCUCUCUCCUUCUUUGGCCUGUGAUGCGCCUCUGGACCUAAAGAUUAAAGCCAGUAUGAUUUCAGAUAUGUUCACUGUUGUAGGAUUUGUGUGCCAAGAUCCUGCCCAGCGGGCAUCAACUCGGCCAAUUUAUCCCACCUUUGAGUCUUCCAGGCGAAACCCUUUCCAGAAACCUCAGCGUUGCCGUCCACUCUCUGCCAGUGAUGCGGAAAUGAAAAACCUCGUGGGCUCAGCCCGGGAGAAAGGGCCAGGGAAGUUGGGUGGUUCUGUGCUUGGUCUGUCAAUGGAGGAGAUCAAAGUUUUACGAAGGGUGAAGGAGGAGAAUGAUCGGCGAGGUGGAUUUAUUCGCAUAUUUCCUACAUCUGAGACAUGGGAAAUAUAUGGGUCCUACCUCGAGCAUAAGACCUCAAUGAACUAUAUGCUGGCAACACGCCUCUUCCAGGACAGAAUGACUGCUGAUGGAGCGCCAGAAUUGAAGAUAGAGAGUCUGAAUUCAAAGGCCAAGCUGCAUGCUGCACUUUACGAGAGGAAGCUCCUGUCUCUGGAGGUGCGAAAACGUAGACGACGGAGUAGCAGAUUGAGGGCAAUGAGGCCAAAAUACCCAGUGAUUACCCAACCAGCUGAAAUGAAUGUUAAAACUGAGACAGAGAGUGAAGAGGAGGAAGAAGUCGCAUUAGACAAUGAAGAUGAAGAACAGGAGGCUUCCCAGGAGGAGUCUGCAGGAUUUCUUAGAGAAAAUCAAGCCAAAUAUACACCCUCAUUGACAGCUUUGGUAGAAAAUACACCCAAAGAAAAUUCCAUGAAAGUUCGUGAAUGGAAUAAUAAAGGUGGACACUGCUGCAAACUUGAGACUCAGGAGCUAGAGCCUAAAUUUAACCUGAUGCAGAUUCUUCAAGAUAAUGGCCAUCUUAGCAAAGUGCAGGCCCGAAUAGCAUUCUCUGCCUAUCUCCAGCAUGUUCAAAUUCGCCUGAUGAAAGACAGUGGCGGUCAGACGUUCAGUGCCAGUUGGGCUGCCAAAGAGGAUGAACAGAUGGAGCUGGUUGUUCGUUUCCUCAAGCGAGCAUCAAAUAACCUCCAGCAUUCACUGAGGAUGGUAUUACCCAGCCGACGACUGGCACUUCUGGAACGCAGAAGAAUCCUGGCCCACCAGCUGGGUGACUUUAUCAUUGUAUACAACAAGGAAACAGAACAAAUGGCUGAAAAGAAAUCAAAGAAGAAAGUUGAGGAAGAAGAGGAAGAUGGGGUGAAUAUGGAAAACUUUCAGGAGUUCAUCAGACAAGCAAGUGAGGCUGAACUGGAGGAGGUGUUGACUUUUUAUACCCAAAAGAACAAGUCUGCUAGUGUCUUCCUGGGGACUCACUCUAAAAGUUCUAAGAACAACAACAGUUAUUCUGAUAGUGGGGCAAAAGGUGAUCACCCUGAGACUAUAAUGGAAGAAGUGAAAAUAAAGCCACCUAAACAGCAACAGACGACAGAAAUUGAUUCUGAUAAAUUAUCUCGAUUUACCACUUCAGCAGAAAAAGAGGCAAAAUUAGUUUAUAGCAAUUCCUCCUCUGGUCCUACUGCUACUCUGCAGAAAAUUCCCAACACCGAUUUGUCAUCUGUUACAACCUCUGACCUCUCUCCAGGGCCUUGCCACCAUUCUUCUUUAUCUCAAAUUCCUUCAGCUAUCCCCAGCAUGCCUCACCAGCCAACAAUUUUAGUGAACACAGUCUCUGCCAGUGCUUCUCCCUGCCUACAUCCUGGGGCACAGAACAUCCCAAGCCCUGCUGGCCUGCCACGCUGUCGAUCAGGAAGUCACACCAUUGGUCCCUUUUCUUCCUUCCAAAGUGCUGCACACAUCUAUAGCCAGAAACUGUCUCGUCCCUCUUCAGCAAAGGCAGGAUCGUGCUAUCUAAACAAGCAUCAUUCAGGAAUAGCCAAAACACAAAAAGAGGGAGAAGAUGCUUCUUUAUAUAGCAAACGGUACAACCAAAGUAUGGUUACAGCUGAACUUCAGCGGCUAGCUGAGAAGCAGGCAGCGAGACAGUAUUCUCCAUCCAGCCACAUCAACCUCCUCACCCAACAGGUAACAAACCUGAAUUUGGCAACUGGCAUCAUAAACAGAAGCAUUGCUUCAACUCCCCCAACCUUCCGACCCAUCAUCAGUCCUAGUGGCCCGACAUGGUCUACACAGUCAGACCCCCAAGCUCCCGAGAAUCACUCCAGCUCUCCUGGAAGCAGGAGCCUGCAGACAAGGGGAUUUGCCUGGGAAGGAGAAGUAGAAAACAACAUGUACAGCAAGGCUACAGGGGUGGUCCCCCAGCACAAGUGUCACCCCACAGCAGGCAGCUAUCAGCUUCAUUUUGCCCUGCAGCAACUUGAACAACAAAAACUUCAGUCCCGGCAGCUCCUGGACCAGAGUCGAGCCCGGCACCAGGCAAUCUUUGGCAGCCAGACACUACCUAACUCCAAUUUAUGGACAAUGAAUAAUGGUGCAGGUUGUAGAAUUUCCAGUGCCACAGCUAGUGGCCAGAAGCCAACCACUCUGCCACAAAAAGUGGUACCACCUCCAAGUUCUUGCGCCUCCCUGGUCCCCAAACCCCCACCCAACCACAAACAAGUGCUCAGAAGGGCAACAUCCCAGAAAGCUUCCAAUACCCGCUUCAGAUCCUCCUUUCAAAACUAUUUGUGGUAUUUCUUCCAAGCAGUCAGCUGAACUGAGGACGACAGCCUACAAACAACUACAUGCAUCUGAACUGUCUCUUGUAAAUGAGCUUUUUUCAGAGCCAGAAUCAUACUCUCCAGGAAAUAUGGAGAAAGAAACCUGAGGAGAUUGAAGUUUGCCAGGCACAAGGGCAAAACUCAGACUGAAUGAAUUUGAAAGGGUGGGGCCAAAGAUAUUGUAACCUGGGAGACUUCUCUGAAGAAAGAAAACUGUUUAAGAAACACAGACUGAACUGCAGUACUUUUCCUUAAAUAGCUGAAAUGACCUUUACCCCGGGCUUAGGUGAUUCUCAUCAGGGUGACCUGAGUGGAAGUUGGUGGUAACGACUGUUCUGUGUCAGCACCCAGGACAGUGGUGUCUGUUAAGGCUGCCAGGGAUUAGCAGGGAGGAAAGCCAUCAGGACUGGGUAGCCUGGUAGCACCAAAUCCCAAUUAAUGUUACCUGAACAUGUGGUGAGGUCAGCCGUAUGAUGAAAGAUGUUUAAGAGAUUAAUGUCAGAAGAAUAUGAAAAUAAACACCGGCUUAAAAAAUGUUAUAUCUUUUUAACAUAUGAGUCAUUAAAGUGAGAAGAUUUCAGGGCAAAGUAAUUAGGACUUAAUAAUUGUCCAAAAGUUCUUGAGGUGAGCAUAGAAGAUACCAUAUUGUGUGUUAACCAUGUUCUGCCAGCUUUUUAUUAUGUGCAGUUUCAAGAAACAUAGUUGAAUCUAUAACAUAUUCAUCCUUAAUACAGGAUUCUCUACAUUAUGCAUUUCCAAGGUAGGUAAUUAUAAAAUGUUUGUGGUAGAAGAUAAAGGGAUGGAGGCAUAGUUGUGGGGAUAUGAGUACAACAAGGUACGCAGGUGUUCAGUGGCUGAGCUCAAACUGGAACUCAUAUGACCCGCUGUGCUCACCUCAGACUCUUCCCCGUACAUCACUGAUUUCAAAGGUCCCUGCCAAUCUAUUCAUCUAUAUCUGUCUGUACAGCAAAUGGCAGAUCAAUUAUCCUAAAAUAUUGCUUUUGAAGAAAAUACAAUGUAUGCACUUAGGAACUCACUCCCCUCUUUUUCCAUACCAGUUUUACCACUUAAAUGACCAGGAAAUACUCAAAAUGAAAUACUCAAAAGGAGGAAGAAUUAAUGCCACUCGUAUUAGAGGUGCUGGGGGAAUUUCUUUUAGAUGUAGCACAGGAAGACUGGAUUGAAGAACAACAUGGAGGGCUUUUGUAUAGUGUCUUCUGGGAGAGUGCAUUCUAGGAAAUGAAAGGGAAACCUGGAAUACUGCAGACAAUAAUACCCCCUGACUCUGAGGGGCAGGGCCUGAGGGUAGAAAGGACAUGAGCGCUAGUCAGGAGCUCUGCCACUUAGACUCUCUGUCUUCUAGUAAUCCUCGUCAUUUGGACCUCAGUGGUGGCAUUAGGAGGUCUCUGGGGUUGCUUUUGGCAUGGACAGUGACAUCAGUCAGAGGGAUGGGUGCUACAACCACACCUAAUCAAAAGUUGCUCGAUUGUGUGUGUCUCAUUGGGGAGGAAAGCUACAUGAGAGUCACGCAUGGAAUGAUGGGUCUUUCCUUGCUGAUUCAUAUUGGCAUAAUUUAAAUUAAAAUCUGACUUCUCAUGCCUGCCUCCUGGGAUGUUAAAAUGGUUGUUGAAAUGGUAAUAUAACUGCUGGAUAUUUCCCAUCCCUCACUUCCCUCAUCCUUCACCUGAGUAUGAAAACGCUUUUUUAAAAGAUUUUGGCAGGAAUUUAUGCUAACCUCUGACAGAAUCCAUCCACAUCAGUUUCUCCAUGAAUAUAAGCCCUUGGCAAAUUUAGACCUUCUUUAAGGAUGAGCAAAUACUGGAAUAUCUUGGGGCCUGGCAAUAGGUGGUAUAGCUUAAAAGAAGGCUUCAGUUGGGCACAGUGGCUCAGGCUGGGCACGGUGGCUCAUGCCUGUAAUCCCAGUGCUUUGGGAGGCCGAGGCGGGUGGGUCAUGAGGUCAGGAGUUCGAGACCAGCCUGGCCAACAUGGUAAAAGCCUGUCUCUGCUAGAAAUACAAAAAAUUAGCUGGGCGUGGUGGCGGGUGCCUGUAAUCCCAGCUACUCAGGAGGCCGAGGCUGGAGAAUAGCUUGAACCUGGGAGGCAGAGAUUUGCAGUGAGCUGAGAUCACACCACUGCACUCCAGCCUGGGCAACAGAGAGAGACUGUCUCCAAAAAAAAAAAGAAGGCUUCAUGGAGAAGAUUCAGAGGUUUCUAACCUCUGGAAUGAGUUUAAGCAAGAAAUAAUAACAUUUUAGAAAAUACCUAAUGUGUAUUCUUAACAAAAUGUAAGAGUAGAGAGCAUCUGUGUGGAGAACUAGACAAAGCUAUCAUAUAGAAGGAGCAAGGGGCCUGCAGUCAGGGAGGAUUGCACAGAGAUGAGAACUACCUAAAUGAAAAAUUGGGCUGAACACAGUGAAUAGAAAUUGGCCACUGCAGAAAAUUGAAUUCACAAACUAAAAGACAAAUGCCAAAAAUUUGAGGAGGAAGUAUACAAAGAUAAAACUGAUGACAGAAAAGACAGAUUCAACCUAAAAUAACAAAUUCCAGAAAGAGAAUAGAAAUAAUAGUCAGUAGUAUAGGCAAAAAAGACCCAAGAUAAGGACAUAAAGGGAUUAGUUAAUAAGAUUAAAUCAAUAGAUACAUAACUUUGUGCCCUACAGAGAUCUUGUGGAAUAGUUUUCUAAACUGGAACGUUUCAAUUAAGUCCUCAAAAAGUAGAAAUUAUACAUGCCUCAUUCUCAGACCACUUUACAAUAAAAUGAGAUAUUAAAUAUAAAGGCUGGGUGCGGUGCCUCACACCUGUAAUCCCAGCACUUUGGAAGGCCAAGGCAGGUGGGGAUCACUGGAGGUCAGGAGUUCUAGACCAACCGGGCCAACAUGGCAAAACCCCGUCUCUACCAAAAUAUACAAAAAUUAGCCAGGCGUGGUGGCAUGGCUCCUGUGGUCCCAGCUACUCAGGAGGCUGAGGCACGAGAAUCGCUUGAGCCUGGGAUGUGGAGGUUGCAGUGAGCCAAGAUUGCGCCACUGCACUCCAGCCUGGGCAACAGAGCGAGACUCUUUAAAAAAAAAAAAAAAAAGGAAGGAAGGAAGGGAAGAAGCGAGGGAGGAAGGGAGGAAGGAAGUCAGGCAAAGAUGUACUCAAAGGUAAUCUGUCAAAGAAGGAAGGAAGGGAAGGAGGGAGGGAGUCAAAGAUGUACUCAAAGGUAAGUUCAUAAUCUUCAUCAUUUUCAUUACUAAAAUACUGAAAGAUGAAAAAGAAAUUAACCAAGAUACAAAUGGUAAAUUGGCUUCAAUAGAUAAACUGGCUUCAGGUGAUUGCCCAGUGUUGUUUUGGAAAGACCCAUGAGGACUUCCCUGAGCUCAGCAAAAAAGAGUGCUUUGAUAGGUUAGUAGCAUCCGCCACACAUAGGGAAGAUGCUGAGAGUCGUGAAUAGGCCACAUAUUUGUCAUAACUGAAGUAAGCUUUUAUCACAUGAAGUUAGAAAAGGAACCAUAAAACAAAGCUGAGAAAAACAGAUUUAAGGAAAUUAAGAAGAAAAGUAAUAUAAAGUGAAAAGCAAGCAAUAAAAUUAGUUGAGUUCAAAACCUUAUUUAGUUUGGGUCAGGGGAACCCAGAAGAAGGAAAUAAACAUACUUCUGCCAGAAGAAUAAGAGAAGUAAAUGUAAGAAAAAUACUUUAAAAGUAGAUAUAGAAGAGACUGAAAAAUUAGGAGAACACUGCACACUAUGUACAAUUUUAAAAACUAGAUGGAAGAUAAUAUUUUGAAAAAUAUCAAGUAUAAAUUGGUUCUUCUUGAAGAAAAAGAAGAUUUAACUAGAACAUAGAACAAGUGGAAAUUUUCAAACUGCCUAAAUUGGUUCUUCUUAAACACAUGAGUAGGCCCAGGAACAAUUUUUAAAAAUCGUCUCCAAAAAAGUUCUUCAAACUAUUUUUCUGAAAUCUUUUUUUUUGUUUUUGUUUUUGUUUUUGUUUUUUUGAGAUGGAGUCUCGCCGUGUCACCCAGGCUGGAGUGCAGUGGCGCGAUCUUGGCUCACUGCAGCCUCUGUCUCCCAGGUUCAAGCGAUACUCCUGCCUCAGCCUCCAGAGUAGCUGGGACUACAGGCAUGCACCACCAAGCCCAGCUAAUUUUUUGUAUUUUUAGUAGAGACGGGGUUUCACCGUGUUGGCCAGGAUGGUCUUGAUCUCCUGACCUCAUGAUCUGCCCACCUUGGCCUCCCAAAGUGCUGGGAUUACAGGCGUGAGCCGCUGCACCUGGCCCAUUUUUCUGAAAUCUUUGGAGGCUUCCAGGUGCCCACAAGAUAAAGUUGAGUCCUGACUCUGACAUUCAAGCCUUCUGCAAUAUGACCUCUCUCCUGUCUCCUGCCUUCUGCAUACUCUAUCACUGCUUUGCACACAGGCUGUUCCACACACAUGCUUCCCAUUCUUUGUUCCUACAUAUCCAUGUCAUCUCUGCAGAGUGCCCUUAGGCCUCUUGAACCUAAGUCCUGCCUUUAAUUCAAGAUUGGGUUUUAGUGUCUCACCUUGGUGGAUCCUUCCCAGCUGCCCCUUCCUCACCUCCUCAUCUGACUCUGCCAUCUACCUCCUUGUUUUAUUUUUCCUUUUUUCAUAUGUUCUGCUUUCUAUAGCUCUCUCAAAGACAGAUACCCUGUCUUCACCCUUUCAUCACAUAUAUAUUGAAUGUCUGUUUUUUUCAACAUUGCCCUAGACACCAGUGAUAACACCAGUGGACAAGACAGAUCAGAUCUCUGCUUGCAUGGUUUGUUUUUGAGAGAAGGGAUAAACUCAUUCCCAGUGCCUGAGAUAGCUUAUAUUCGUAAGUUCUCAGCAAAUGGCAGUGGUGAUGGUGGAGAUGGAAGUGGUGGAGAUAGUGAUGGCAGUGGUGGUGGUGACAUGGUAUUGUGUCAAGUCAUAUGCAUCAAAGAUCAGUAAAUAACAAUGAUCUCAUUAUUUAUGCCUUGUAGAGUAGCGUAUGGGAGACAGUAGAGUACAGUUGUUAAUAGCUUGGAAUUUGAAAUGGGAUUCGGAUCCUGGUUCCUUGGCUUAACUGACUUUUCUAGAGAUAGCACUAAGCUUCUGUUUCAUUAUCUAUAAAAUAUCACUUGUGUCUUGGAGUUGUUCAUAGGGUUAAAUGAGAUAAUGUGUUUCCCUGACAUAUAUUGCAUCCAAUGUCUGCUGGUCAGCGUAGUUGUAUUCUGCAGCUGCUGUUGUUUCCUACUAAAAUAAAUCACAUUUGUUUUGUUGGUAGGUUGUUAUUUAUAAGUGUGAUUUGGUUCCGCUGGUGAGCCUGUGGAAAUUUAAAUAUAUUCUGAUUUCCUCAACACUAAUAACUCUAAAGGCAAUUGAAGACAAAAGCUCAGUUUCAAACAAAAGAAAAAAUUAGAUUUGGAGUUACUGACUUCCAGGCCAGUUGGCUCCCAAAGUUCACACUUUCACAUCCAUUUCCCCCCUGUGCUGCAAAUACAUAGCUAUGAUGGAUGAACAUUUAAAGAAGAAAACCUACGGGACUUAGCUGUGCUUCAAAACAAGGCACAUAUCUCCUUGGCCCCAAGAUGUACCAAAAUAAACGAGAAUCAAUGAAUGAAGCUGAAGCUACAGGCUUUCUGAAGCAGGCAGUGGCAAGUUCCUGUGUCAUAUUGGGAGCUGAAAGUGCCCUACAAGAGGAGAACCUAAAGCCAGGCUCAUUACUUGAAGAUAAUUGAUUUUCAACCUGGGACAGUUUCCCCCCCAGGAGACAUUUGGCAAUAUCUGGAGACAUUUAUACUUGUCAUAACUGGGGGAGUGCGACUGGCAUCUAGUGGGUAGACUCUACGGAUCCUGCUGAGCAUCCUGCAAAGCAUAGAACAGUCCCACACUACAAAGAAUUAUCCAGCCCAACAUGUCAGUAGUGGCAAGGUUGAAAACCCUGCACUGAAGGAUGCAGUGUGCCCUCCUAAUGGGAGAGUAGUAAAACUGGCAUGAACCGACUGAGUCUAUAUCUUUAUAUGAGACUAUGGGCCUUACAGAGUCAGGAAGGCAAUGACAUACCCUUCCAACUGUUCCUGUCUCAAAACUGCCUUUGGUUUCUAAAUAUCACUGAGGCAAGUGCCCCAAAAUGCCACCAUAAUGCCUGGUUUGGGGCUGGUGUCAGGGGUCUGGGUGAAGGCAACUAUAUAAUCUUCAGACACGGAGGAAUGAGCAAGCACAGAGACAAGGGCGGGGAAUGAUUCCCAUUCAAAAUAAGCCCGCAAACCAAAAUUCCAAAACACAUGAAAAAAUCUAAUUCUAAGAAAGAUUGCCAGGAAAAUCAAGAACUGGAACAUGAAUUCUUUACAGAUAAAUUAAUACUUUAAAAUAGUCAGACAUGUUAGAUCAUGUGUCUAAUAGGAGUAUCUCGUGGAACAUGAUAUGUGACUCUGAUAGGAGUAUCACAAAAAAGACCUAAAGGAUAAUUGGACAAGCAACGCUUUUAGAAAAUAACAGAAUUUUCCAGAAUUGAAGAAGACAUGAGUCCUCAGCUAAAAAAUUCAUUCAUGUACCAAAAUAAAUGUACCUCUAGACACAUCAUAGUAGCAAGAAACCAGAACAUUAAGCGUAAAGAGAAGUCUAAAUAUUACCAGAGAGAAAAUCUGCAUAAAUGACAAAGGAACACAGAGUACCAGCAUUCUUCUCCUCAGCAAUAAUGAGUGCUAGAAAACAGUAGCCAGUUACUUCGAAGUGUUGAUAAUAAACUUUCAGUCUAGAAUUUUAUACAUAGCUAAACUGGCAUUCAAGAGUGAAGGCGGCUGGGCACAGUGGCUCAUGCCUGUAAUCCCAGCACUUUGGGAGGCCGAGGUGGGCGGAUCACGAGGUCAGGAGAUCGAGACUAUCCUGGCUAACACGUUGAAACCCCAUCUCUACUAAAAAUACAAAAAAUCAGCUGGGCGGGGUGGCGCACGCCUGUAAUCCCAGCCACUCAGGAUGCUGAGGCAGGAGAAUUGCUUGAACCUGGGAGGCAUAGGUUACAGUGAGCCAAGAUCGUGCCACUGCACUCCAGCGUGGGCAACAGAGCGAGACUCCAUCUCAAAAAAAAAAGAGUGAAGGCAAAAUAAAAAUAAUUUGAGACAUUCAAAGUCUAAGAGUAUACCUGAAAUUCAAACUAGGAAAUAGUAAAGACUGUAUAGAGAUAGAAGUGAAUCCAGAAGUAUUAGGCAACAAGAAACAAUGAAAUACAACAAAUCCGUAAAAUGUCAAUAAAUGUUAAUGACUAUAAAAUAAUUAUUGGUCUUUAAGAAGAUGAAAACCAUUUAGAGAUAACAAAGAUAAGAUACAGGGACCUAGAGUAUUUAAUUGAUAAGGGUCCGUGUUGACUUUGAGGUCAGGACAGAAAUACUGAAUGACUUUACACUUAGGAAAAAAUAGCUAAUUAAGAUGCAGGCUGUAGUUUUCAAACCAAUAGAGCAGGGAAAGGGAAAUGUAGAUACUUUAUUAAUUCAGUGGAAGAUAGGAAAGUUAGAAGCAAAGGAGGCUGGGCACAGUGGCUCAUGCCUGUAAUCCUACCACUUUGGGAGGCCGAGACAGGUGGAUCACCUGAGGUUAGGGGUUCGAAACCAGCCUGGCCAACAUGGUGAAUCCCCAUCUCUACUAAAAAUACAAAAAUUAGCCGGGUGUUAUGGCGCAUGCCUGUAAUCCCAGCUACUCGGGAGGCUGAGGCAGGAGAAUCUCUUGAACCCAGGAGGCUGAGGUUGCAGUGAGCCGAGAUCACACGCCACUGCACUUCAGCCUGGGCGACAGAGCAAGACUCUGUCUCAAAAAAAAAAAAAAAAAAAAAAAAAAAGCAAAAGAA